Molecule: messenger RNA, 4620 nt
Organism: Terrapene triunguis (Three-toed box turtle)
Lineage: Eukaryota; Metazoa; Chordata; Testudines; Emydidae
Gene: TFCP2
Product: transcription factor CP2
Exons: 15
Coding region: 373-2019 (548 amino acids)
Biological process (GO): positive regulation of transcription by RNA polymerase II
Cellular component (GO): nucleus
Molecular function (GO): RNA polymerase II cis-regulatory region sequence-specific DNA binding; DNA-binding transcription activator activity, RNA polymerase II-specific
Source: RefSeq, a predicted model, not a curated record
AGAGGUUAGUAUCCCCUGGAAGGGGGUGACUCUGGUUCUCAGGGUCCCUGGGGUGUGGGGGAGUAGUGGCCCCUGGAAAGAGAGUGUCUCUGGGUGUUGAGGUCCCAGGGAGAUAGUGUCCCUUGGAAGGGGCUGACUACGUGUUGAGCCCAUUGGGAGUUGGAAAUUGUGGGUCCCUGGUGGGGCAGUAUCCCCUGGAGGGAGCUCCCUCGGGAUUGGGGUCCCAUAGGGGGAGAUUGUGGGUGUUGGGUGUGUCUGGGGUGUAUCUCCUGGAAGGAGUGACUCAGUAGUGAGUAUCCUGCUUCCCACUGAUCUCUGGGGGGGGUGUUGUACAUUUACCGCGGGGCCUGAGCCCCGAGCCACUGGGUGAGGAUGGCGUGGGCUCUGAAGCUGCCGCUGGCGGAUGAGGUGAUCGAAUCGGGACUGGUGCAAGAUUUCGAUGCCAGCCUCUCGGGCAUUGGCCAGGAACUGGGCGCUGGCGCCUACAGCAUGAGUGAUGUUCUAGCCCUGCCCAUAUUCAAACAGGAAGAAUCAAGUUUGCCUCCCGACAACGAAAACAAGAUCCUGCCUUUUCAAUACGUUCUGUGUGCAGCCACAUCCCCUGCCGUGAAACUCCAUGACGAAACACUCACCUAUCUCAAUCAAGGUCAGUCGUAUGAGAUCCGGAUGCUGGAUAACAGGAAAAUCGGGGAGCUGCCUGAGAUAAAUGGGAAACUGGUAAAGAGUAUAUUUCGAGUGGUGUUUCAUGACCGGCGGCUGCAAUAUACGGAGCAUCAGCAGCUUGAGGGCUGGAGGUGGAACAGGCCUGGGGACAGGAUAUUGGAUAUAGAUAUCCCGAUGUCUGUGGGUAUAAUUGACCCCAGGGCAAAUCCAACACAGCUAAAUACAGUGGAGUUUCUCUGGGAUCCUUCAAAGAGGACUUCAGUGUUCAUCCAGGUGCACUGUAUCAGCACGGAGUUCACCAUGAGGAAACAUGGCGGCGAAAAGGGAGUGCCCUUCCGAGUCCAGAUCGACACCUUUAAAGAGAAUGAGAAUGGGGAGUACACUGAGCACUUGCAUUCUGCCAGCUGCCAGAUUAAAGUCUUCAAGCCCAAAGGAGCAGAUCGAAAACAGAAGACGGACAGAGAGAAAAUGGAGAAGCGAACUCCUCAUGAGAAGGAGAAAUACCAGCCUUCCUAUGAGACCACAAUACUCACGGAGUGUUCUCCGUGGCCAGAGAUCACUUAUGUCAACAAUGCACCGUCUCCUGGCUUUAAUAGCUCCCACAGCAGCUUUUCCAUUGGUGAGGGAAAUGGCUCUCCAAACCACCAGCCCGAGCCACCUCCUCCGAUCACAGAUGUAAGUCCCACCUCAAAUCUUAUGCUUGUGAACCUCCUGCCAACGACGACGCCUCAGGAAGCCCAGCAAUGGCUGCAUCGAAACCGCUUCUCCACGUUCUCCCGGCUCUUCACGAACUUCUCAGGUGCAGACUUACUGAAGCUAACCAGGGAAGAUGUUAUCCAGAUCUGUGGCCCUGCAGAUGGCAUCAGGCUCUUCAAUGCGUUAAAGGGACGGCCUGUGUGUCUGGUCUUCUGCAUCAAGGAGCCUGAAAAGUGGAGCGUGGGACCUGAGCAUCAGGGAAACUGGAAACAUGCUCACGGUAAACUCAGUGGUAUUCACCUGUUACGCCCUCCCUCCCGCAGGAUGGUACGGCCAAGGCUGACCAUCUACGUGUGCCAGGAGCCUCAGCCGCUGAGGGACCAGCAGAAGCAUGAGGAUGGGGAGCCGGCAAACAGUACUUUCUUUGUAUAUCACGCUAUCUAUCUGGAAGAGCUGACAGCAGUGGAACUGACAGAAAAAAUAGCCCAGCUGUUCAGUAUCUCCUCUCGACAGAUCAGCCAUAUCUACAAACAAGGCCCUACAGGGAUACACGUACUGAUCAGCGAUGAGAUGAUUCAGAACUUCCAAGACGAAUCGUGUUUUGUUCUGGACACAAUGAAAGCUGAAACCAAUGAUAGCUACCACAUCAUCUUAAAAUAAGAGGGAACUGGACUAGGAGAGAGCCCGUAGCCACCUCUCAUCACACACAAAGACCCAUCGCCUAUUGCACAAGGAUGCCAGCAGAGAUCAGAAAUUCAUGGGAGGCUUCUGUAAAGAUCCCGGUCUUUGUUGUUACUGCGCGGUACCUUCUGGCAGGUGACCCACCCCACCCCCCCCGUAGCUCUUCUGGCAUGCAGCCUGCUGAUGAUGAUGAUAGCGCACUGCUUAACCUCUGGAGUUUGAAAUGGAAGUAGUUGCAGAUGUGAGGCUAAACUUGCCAGGUUGUGUUGUCCUUCGCUAUUGAUAGAAACUUGCCUUUGUGUCUUGGGACCUGCGUAUGGGUUUAGUGAUAAGUGUGUUACAUUUUGAGAGGAGUUGGCUCCUGUGAUUGUGCUGGAGACUUGCAAGUGAACAUCUAUUCUAAUAACUCAACCCAGCAACCUCUCUGGCCUACACAGCAACCUCUCAAACACCCCGCCCCCCAAAAUAAACCUUCCAACUGCACUGAUGGAACUGGGGGGAGGAAGCAUUAUUUUUUUAAGCUUCUCUUUGACAUUGUCGGACAGCUGCAUUGUGAAGGCGUUAUUCUCAUUCUCCCAAUCCUUGUUGGUUUAGUUCCUGCGUGUGCGUGUGAGAAAGAGAUUGAUUGUAGUUCUGUCCUCCAUGUCCGUGUCAAGACCUUCAGGAACUAACUCCAUUCUCAUGGAUUUAUAAGGUCACUGUCUAUAUGGACAAACAUGGCUUUACUCUCAAAGCUCACGUGACUUUGGAAAAAAAAAAUGAAAUUUGAUGAUGAAUUAGCUAACUGAUGAUAUGGUCUGUUUCCUGUAUGAUUUUUUUUUAUUAAAAAGGAACUAAAAUUCUUGAUCUUUGAGGUGGAGGGGAAGUGAUAAACUUCUGCUGUACCUUCAUUGUAAACUUGGGUGACACUUUAUUGGCAUGUUGACUUUUUUAUGUCUCAUUGGCCUGAAACUCACUUUCGGAGCUGAAACAGUAUGGGACCAGCACUGAAAAACAUUGACAGAGCAAGAGCCUGCAGGCUGUGCUUUAAGCUACUGAAAACGCCAUGGCGACAAAAGGGCCUAGAUACAGAUUUCCAGGACAGCAGCCGUUGGGUCUCUUGGGUGUUUUAAAAAAAAAAAAAAAUCGGCUUCCUAAAACAGAUGCCUGAGCACAUGCCCCUCUUUGUGAGAGCACCUAUUAUAGCUUGAAAUAAGAUGUUCUAAAUAAAAAGCAUCUUAUAAUAAAGUGAGGCCUGGAUUUAUAUUUGCCCAGAAUGUCAGGUUCUUGGGUAAACAGAUGGUUUUUAUAAACAUACAUGAAAUAUUUUUACAAGAAACAUAAUACAAAGCAGAUGUGUUCAAAUGAUUAGGUUGUGACAUUAACCAACACAAGGCAGGAAAUGCCAGGUUCUGAGUUGGACCAGGAAAGGCCUAGCUGGGGCGGGGAGUAAUGCUGCGUAUGCGACAGUCUGACAAUCAUAUCUCCAUAGUUCUAAACAGCUGGUAAGAUACUGACUGCUCCUCUUAUAACCCUAAGAAGACCUGUAUGAACUCCCCUCUGCCUCCAAUUCAUUGGAAAGCCCUAAAGAUGGCAAUCAUUAUGUAUCUGUUCCAAUCCCCCCUUCCCUCUGACGAUGAUGGCUUCUGUAGAUGCUAUUUAGUGAUGCGUCUGAGAGCCUUUCACCUCUAGACUGGAUUGGAAAUAAUGAAACAACUCAGCGAUCGCGCAAGAGUUGUUGGCCAUUUGAUGGCUGCUUGGUAGCCCCUGUGUGAAAGAUGCUGGAAGUCCUUGUCCCCCCUUGCCCCCCACAUUUCCUAGCAAAGACCUGUCAAUGCCAUAUCAUUGGCAUUGUUGGCGAAGAACUGAGUGAGCCAUAGAGACUGAGCCAGAAAUAGCCCCUCCGGGUUGAUGGUGAGUAACGUUUUGCAGGACAAUGUGCGAACAUGCCGUGCCGCUUGCUGUUUUGUACCUGUUCUGGGGAUAAAUAGAGGACUUCGGGACAGCCUCUUCUAUCCAGUUUUGUCACCCAGGGCUGAAUUCACUUCAAUGCCAAAGCAGUUGUUUUUUCCUGGGUUUUGCUUAAAAGGACUCUCUGAAAGCCCCUUUGUAUCACGGCCUGAUUUGUGGGCAGCAACCUGCGUUGUUCCUCUACCUGGCUUUUUGAUGGCUUGUGUCAUAACAGUUGUCAUGUUUGAAUCUUGAACUUAGAGCUAAACACUCUGAAAUUGCUGCGGCUCUUUGUUCUGUCAUGGAUCUUUGCCUAAUAAACGUGGAGGCCUCGGCCACUUAAAUCGAUGGGGCUAAAGAUGCCAAGAAAAUCUUAGAAAAAGCUGGAGCGAUUUCACCUGCUUUCCCUGCUGAAGAACGGUGUGCGCUACUGAUGAAUUGACAGGAUUAUGAACUCUGCAUACAGAGGUGCUAUUCUUUUGGCAGCUGGCCUUUUGUAUCUAUUGUACUACAUCAGUGAUAGAUUGGGAAGAUACCUGUAUUUUAAUCUGGGGGGGCCGGGUUCUCAGUAUGCAAGAGGCGUAAUAGAAAAUGUACAAUAGUGACAGACAUUGAAUAUUUUGUAUCCAUGUUUCUGGGUGCGUACAGAUU